UAUUGGUAUACUGUCAGCUUCGUUCUGUUAUUUAUGCAGUGUAGUUAAUUUCUUUAAUUUUGUUGUUAUUUCAAAGUUUAGAUUAAUAAUCUAUAGGCGUUACAUUUUUGUACUAUAAUUUAAACUAUUUGUCGGUAUUUCGCAAUCUUACAAGUAUUUUGAGUUUGUGUCAGAAGCAAGUAAUUCAUGUUGUGCUAAACAUUUUUGGAGUGAGUACUACGUUGACAUUCGGGAUUUAUUAUUGCAUUUUUUUAAUAGUACGAUAUUCAGUAUUAUCGCUAUGAUAAAAGUGUUGGGCUUACUUGCAGCACACAAGGAUCGACGAUUGUAGACACCAGCUGGUCGAACUGUGUUGUCCCCACUGUUACAAACACUUCAUUGCUCUUCGGAAACGCCAUUUUAAUUUUAGUCCUCUGGAAGUAGAAAUGGAUUUUGGUGUUUCGGGAAGUGUGGUAAAUUUGUUGUAUGCAUUAGUAUUUUUUAGUAGUUCAGAGUUUACUGAUAAAAGUGCUACGCAUGAAGUUAGUAUGACUCAUCUAAAUUUUCACAAGUGGUAGCAUUACGUAUAUAGGUUAUCUACAUCGUAUUCUGUCAAUAGCUUAAGUGACAUUGGCCUUAAAUUAGUUCGAAACGGAGCUGUCUACGGUUUUUGAGUUGAUCGUUACAAGUGAGUGCAUAGUUUCAAAUAUGAAGUGGGAGUAUCGUUUAGUGAAACAUAUUCGCAUUGGGAUGAGCAGGUGCUGUGGGCAGUGAGAGGCUGCCAUGUCGGGCUACUCGGGUCUCGCAGUAGGGGACAGGGUGGCCGGGCCGCCCCCCGGCUCCAAGCACCGGCCCUGGGAGUCCUCCCAGGCCAAGUCGUGCUCGGGCCAGGGCGUGGUGGGCAGCCCCACCUCGUUGGCAGACAUCUUCGACACUGCCUUCACCUCCAGCGUGGACCGCCAGCCCGACCAGUUUCACUCCGGUGACAUGGAGUACGAGCCCCUGUUCGCGGAGAGCGACCACGAUGAUACUGAUGUGGUGACCAUAGGGCGUGCGGAAGGCGCGCAGGUGUAUGCCUGGUCACCGCCUGGGGACACACUGGCUUACUGCCGCAAGCGCGGGAGCGACCGUGCACCCGGAGCGCGCCUCAAGGCCAAGAAGGGGGACCGCGCAGCUCUGGGGGCUGGUCCCUCGGGCACCGUUGCCUUCCAGGGCUCGCGUGGCCCCUCGCCGCUCGCCACGGGAGCCAGGAAGAAGGGGACAGUGCGCCCAGUGGUACUCGAGCGCUACCCCGGGCCGCUGGGUGUGAAGGUGGAGCGCGUGAGCGACGAACCAGCCCCCAGCAGUAGCACGUUCCCAGCUGGAGAUGCGAGAGCUGGCCCCUCUGGUGUGCCGGGACGCGACCGGUGUGCUGACGAUGGGCCCACUGCACCAGACCUGCAACUGGACUGGCUGUCCAGUAGCGACAGUGAUACGGACGAUGACAGUGGCAUCGAGGUGGUCGCAGUGCAGUGCCGCCAACCUCCCAGGCAGCCCGUGGUGGUGGACCUGACGCAGGAGUCGGACGACGAGAUGCUGGUGGACGUGCACGGCACGGCAGGUAGUGUGCCCGUACCAUCUCCGCCAGCUCCGUGCCCCCUGCCACCGAGCACGCCGCAUUUGCGCCUGCCCUCCUGUCGCUAUCAGUGCCAGGGCACGGACGCUACCGAGCACGUUCAGCCUCCGCCACCUGCUGUGCCGCUGUGCGGGGUGUACGGAGCCUGCGUGCAUGCUCACGCACACCCACACUGGGGAGCUCCCCCACGCUGUCUCUGCCACCCGCCUCCUACAGACCAGCAGCGGUUUGCACCGUUCUACAUGGGCCAGGCGCAGAUGCACGCGGCCGGCAUGCCAGCCAUGGUCCCAGCGCACACCCACACUCGCGUGUACCCAGUGCACGAGCGCCUGUGGCACUCCCAGCAGCGCAUGCAGGAGCUACAGCGGCGACGCCUAGACGCACACCUGCACCAGCGACCCCCGGACGCGAUGGAGGGGCUGUACGCACAACAGCACGCCUACAUGUAUGGGCACGCACACCAGCACGCCCAGCCACCGCUGCCCACGCCGCAGCAGCCGGCCGUGUACAGUCGCCCCGAGGUGGUCACCACGCCCGCUGCGCCGCUCAUCCCCCAACCCCUCGGUGACAUGGAGCUGCUGGCACAGGCGUCGGUGGUGGCUCCGCCUGCCUCGGUGGCGCCCGACCUGCCGGCGGACCUCGUGCUACAGAGUGCGCCACCCACCACUCCCAUGGAGAGCGCGCACCAGCACAUCCACCACCACCUAUACCACUACCACCAGCCCGGCCGCAUGCAUCACUUCCACAUCAGCAUUGCGCCCGGCCCACGAGCGUUCCCCCAGAUGCUGCCCCACGACCUGGUGCCCUUCCCCUUCCUGGCGCAACACAUGAGCGCGCGCCUCGAGGACUACAUGCGUGUCGUGGAGCAGCGACGCCUUGCGCAGUUGACACGCGGGGCAUCGCACGACACCAUUGAGCGCUGCACCUUCCCUCACAAGUACAAGCAGGUGAAGCGGGCGCUGGAAGACCUGGAGGACACGACGGAGAAGUGCACCAUCUGCUUGUCGGAGUUCGAGGAGUGUGAGGACGUGAGGCGCCUGCCCUGCAUGCACCUGUUCCACAUCGAUUGUGUGGACCAGUGGCUGGGCUCCAACAAGCGCUGUCCCAUCUGCCGUGUCGACAUAGAGACUCACCUGGACAAGGAAGUGAGCGCCACCUGACACCCGCAGUGCGCAGCGCGCCUCAAGUGGCCAAGUUGAAAUGCAAUGCAGUUGAUGCAGGUAGACUGCAUGCUGUGGUCAUGGUCUGGACAAGGUUUCCCCAGCGUGCGACAUGCAUAACACAGACCAAUCAUCACAAACUUAAUUCUGUGUAUCAUUGUUCAUUUAUUGUAAUAGACAUUAAACUAGUUAAAAGUA
Messenger RNA from Bacillus rossius redtenbacheri, 2952 nucleotides. RefSeq lists its product as uncharacterized. Gene Ontology annotation, cellular component: nucleus. The record is from RefSeq and is a predicted model, not a curated record. The transcript is spliced from 12 exons. NCBI's taxonomy places the organism in Eukaryota, Metazoa, Arthropoda, Insecta, Phasmatodea, Bacillidae. Gene Ontology annotation, molecular function: ubiquitin protein ligase activity. Bases 763 to 2754 code for a protein of 663 amino acids.